Messenger RNA from Chlamydomonas reinhardtii, 6993 nucleotides. RefSeq lists its product as uncharacterized. The transcript is spliced from 26 exons. Lineage: Eukaryota; Viridiplantae; Chlorophyta; Chlorophyceae; Chlamydomonadales; Chlamydomonadaceae. The coding region runs from base 36 to 6452 and encodes 2138 amino acids. The record is from RefSeq and is a predicted model, not a curated record.
CCCUCUGACAAAAUGAUCUGACCCGAAAACCAAGAAUGGCCGAUAACAUUAAGGUCAUCAAUGCGGGCGAGCUGCUCUCGGGCGUGAAGCUAACCUUUGCGCCAGCAUCGGCCCAAGCAGCGAACGCCAGCGCGCGGCACACGGAUGUUGGCCAUACAGGUGUGUCAGGCGCCGCGGGCCCGACCUCGCCGUCGGGUAGUCCGCUGGAGGACGUCGCGGCCUCCCUGGCGGAGCAGUACGCGGCCAGUGACUGGUUGGUGCCGCCCGGGCAGCCCAACGACUGGCGCUUCAUGCUGCCGGUGUGCCGCGCGGUGCUGUUGGGGUGGUACAACCCGGUGGAGACGCUGCCGGCCCGGUUGAGGCUAGCAGAGGCGCUGGGGCGGGCGUUCGGGCUGGACGAUGACGCGGUGGAGCAGAUGGUUGCGGAGUCGCUGCUGCUCAACAGCGCGGUGGCCACCCAGCUGGCGCUGCAGCAACUGGCGCUGGCGGGUGGCUGCUUCGCGGUGCGGGAGGCGGACUUCCCGGACGACCGGGCGGCCAGGGCGGCGUACCAGGCGUUCAGGCGAGAUGCAACGUGCGAGACUGAGCAACUGCUGCGCCAGCAACUGGGAUUGCCCGACUUCAAUGGCCUGCUGCACGUCACUGUGCUGGGCGGCGAGGGACUGAGGGCCAAGGGGCGUUCCGGCAAGGCGCUGCACCCGUACGUGUCGGUGUGGCUGGCCGACGGCAAGUCGGGGUCGCGGCGGGGCGAGAAGCAGCUGAGCGAUGUGGCGGCGGACACGGACUCGCCGGUGUGGGAGCAGACGCUGUCGCCCUGGGUGGUGUCGCAGCCCGACAUGGAGCUGGUGCUGCAGGUGCGCACCGCGACGGAACGUGGCAAGCCCUCGCGCAGUGACACGCUGCUUGGCAAGGCGGGCGUGCGGCUGGAGGGCCUGGUGCCGGGCCUCAGCCAGCGCCUCACGCUGCCCAUCUAUGGGCACAAGGGAGAAUUUAUCAACCCCCGCGGCGCAAAGGCAGGCGGAGGGACGGGGGCAGCCGCGCCUACAGGCGCCAAGAAAGGUGGUGGUGGCUUCCUGUGUGGCUGCUUUGGUGGAGGCGGCAGUGCCGCAGCAGAGGCGCAGGCGGAGGCCGAGGCCGCCCAGGCAGCUGCGGAGGCCGAGGCUGCUGCGGCCGCUGCCGCUGCUGGGGGUCGGCAAGGCAGUGUGGAGCAGCUGGAUGACGAAGCCGGUGGACGGGUGGUGUUCGACCCCGCCUCGGCUCAGGUCAGCGGCAACCAGGAGCGAGAGGAGAGGGGCCGCAUCACGCUGCUGCUGCGCUUCCUGCCCGAGCUGAGGGAGCGGCCCAGGGGCGCACUGGCGCCCUCGGGCAUGGCAGCAGCGGGGGGUGCGGGCGGCAGCUCUCGCCACGUGCGGGCACCCUCCAUAGGGCAAGCCGACCGCCUGCCAUCCAUCCCGCGGGGUUCCAUCACAACGCCUGACACAGGUCAUUCGCUGAGCCCCAUGACAUCGCCACGGCGAGCCCAGGCAUCUGAUGCGGCUACUGCUGCUGCUGCUGCAUGCAACGCCACGGCCGCUGCUGCAGCCAGUGCAGUGACGGCGGCUGCCAGCGGGGACCCGGUCGCAACUGCUGAGAAGCUGGGCAGUGCCCUGAGCGAGGUGGCGGGGCAACUGGGUCGAACGUUGAAGCAGCUGCGGUCAUCACUCCCGCCAGGGGUGAAGCUGAUAAGGAGGCUGGACAGCCGGCCUCUGGACCCGGCUGUGCUGCUGGACCCGGCCGCCGACUUCCAUGCCACCUUCAGGAAGCUGGCGGCGGCGCUGCAGGCCCUGGCGCGGCAGGGCGGCGGCGAGCUGGCCAGGGUGCCCAACCCAGGCAUCCCUCUGACUGCGCUGGGCCCGCUGGGUGCCUCGCUGGAGGACGGCGGCCUGGAGGCGCCGCUCACCGCCUUCCUCAGCGGCGGCAGCAGCGGCCUGGGCCCCCUGCCCGGGCCCUGCCUGGCACUGCUGCUGCUGUUCGCCAAGCUGCACCGGGUGCGCCCCGCCACACAGCACCUGGCGCUGCUGCUGGCGCUGCUGGGCGGCAGUGGCGGCUGGCGUCCCAGCAGCCGGGCCUACCUAGCGCUCGUCAAGCAGCUGUGGCAGGACGCGCUCAUGUGGAACCGCUCUGGCGCCCUGACGGUGUGUGAGGCCGAGGGCCUCAACGGCGUCAUGGCCAUGUUCCUGCAGCGGGCGGUGCCGCUGCUGGCAGACCACUACAACCAGCUGCAGGGGGAGCCGGGGCAGGUGGUGCCAUGCCUGGCCCUCCUCAUGGAGAUGACUGGCUGGGCGCUGACGUGGGACCCCACCCGCCCGCCCCCCUACCGCCCACUGGCUGAGCACCUGAUCCGGGCCGCGGGUGCUCGCGCCGCCGCCACCGCCGCGUCGCUGCGGCCCGCACACGAAACCCUGUCGUCUGACGUGGUGGCGGUGGCGGUGGCAGCGGAGCAGCAGGCAGCAGACCUGGAGCGAGAUCUGGCGCUGCAGGCCGCUGUGCCAGGUCUGCGGGGCCUGGCUGCGACUGCCGCGCGGCGGCGCUACGACGUGCUGAGUGACUGCCUGGAGACCCUGUUCAUGUACCGUCCGGGGAGUACGGGCGCGGCCAGUGCCGCACUGCUGCAGCUGGAGGAGCGAGUCACGGCCCUGCAUGUGCUGCUGCUCAGGCACCAGCUGGCUGCUGCGCCCAAGCAGAGCGCACCUGCCAACGCGGCGGCGCCCAGCGGCGGCAACCCAGGCUCACGCAAGGCCCUGGCGGUCCGGACUGCCGGCGGCAUGGCGGCUGCAGACGACGACGACUCUGACGUGUCGCCCAUGUCCCUCAGCCCCUCAUCAGCCACCGCCAGUGCGGCAGAGGCGGCACAGAGGGCUGCGGGCCGCAAGGUCGCAGCGACCCUGCAUGCUGGCAAGGGCAGCAAGAAGCCUGUCGGUCGGCCAGCUCGGCAACAAAUUCCGGCAGCCGGCGUGGGCAAGGCCGCUGCGGUCGCCACCAAGGCGGCAUUCGGCAAGCGCCAGGACGAGUCCGAUGAAGAGGAGGACUCAGAUGGCGAGGGUGCCGAUGAGGAGUUGCAUGCGGGUCUGCUGCUGAGUGGUGGAAUUAUGGAGCCGCUGCAACUGUUUGACCUGGAGGCGGCAAUGACCGAGGCACUGGCACAGUGGGCAGAGACGGGAGGUGAGGACCUCAAGCGCCAGCUGCUGCGCCUGCUGGAGAAGGACCCUCUGUGGCCCCCGCCAGCUGCGGCGGGGACAGCAGGGCCGGCGGCAGCGGCAGCUGGCGGCGCUGCUGGAGCGGGCGGUGUUGCAGCCACAGGCAAGAGCGUCCUUACUCCGGGUACUGCGGGCGCCGCCAAGGGCUCCAAGGCCGGUAAGGCUCUGGCGGCCAGUGGCGCGAGCAGCAGUGCACUGGAGCUGUUCCGCAUCCUUGAGGUGUAUGUGGACGUCAGCCUGGAGCGCGCGCUGGGCGGCGGCGAGCAGCGGCCCGCCCGUGCCGGCCCCGUCAUCACGUCCGCGGUGGUGGCGGUGGUGCGCAGCUACCUGCACCACGUCAUGAGCUCAUGGGAAGAGAUAUUGGCGUGUCGUGCGCUGCCAGACCCCAGCGCCGCCCCUGCCGGCCACCGCCACGCGCGCACCAUCUCCGACCGCUUCAUGAACCAACAGGCGGGUGUCCCCGCGGGCUCGCCUCUGGGCCAGCUGCUGUCGGGGCCGUCCGCCUCCGCCGCCGCCGGCUUCUCGCAGGUGCCCUCCCUCGCAAUGCCAGGCGGAGCGGGGGCGAUGGCGGGUCUGCCCCCUCCCACCCUAUUGGUGCCCCAGUUUGGGGUAUUGGGUGGUGCGGUGGGCCCAUCCGGUCAGGUUGGUUUGGGUGCACCCAAUGCCGCAGCCGGGCUUGGUCCCUCGCCCCUCAAGGGCCGUGGCGGCCACCACCGCCGCGCUGCGACAACAACCGAUAACGACCUCUUCUCAGCCGGCGUCUUCUCGACAGCUGGGCAUGCCGCUGCGGCGGCGGUGGGGACCGGCAAGCCCGGCCAAGCCGGCCAUGCGGCAACUGGGGCUGGGGCUCCGGCUGCUUCGGCAGCGCUUGCGCUGCCGCCCGCCGUGCUGUUGGCGCUGGCUGCCGAGCCGGGCCUGGUGGCGUGUGAGGCGCUGGUGACUGUGCGCAACACACUGGCGGCGGUGGCGGAGCAGGUGGAGGGGCUGCAGGAGAGCCUGGCGGUGCUGGGGCCGCGGAAAGCGCUGAUGCCGACCCAGGCUCAAAGUUUUGAGGCGGCAAGCGGCAGGCCGGCUGCGCCGCCCGCGUACCUCAGCCGCGCCCGUGUGGACCUGGACCACGCCCUGUCAGCUGCCACCCGCCACUGCAUCGCCUCCUACCGCGCCGCCAUACGCCCCGGCAUCAUGUGUGGACUCACUGCGGCGUUUGACAAAAAGGGCGGUGCCGCACCCUCCGCCAAGGCUCUGGAGUCCCUGCUGAGCAAGCUGCACGACGAGCUGGUGUGUCUGGCUGACGGACUGCGGCGGCCCAGUGUGGCGGGCGGCCUCAUGCUGGGAGCCUGGCAGGCGGCGGUGGGCUGCGUGAGUGCGCUGGCGCUGCACCAGGUGCCGGGCUGGCGGCCGCUGGCUGAGGUUGAGGCGGACCUGCUGCGGGAGUUCCUGAUCAGCCUGCAGGACCUGUUCGGAGAGGUGGUGGACGAGGUCCUGCGCCCGCGGGCCCGGCAGGAGGCGGCGGAACGGCCGGAGCGGCCGCAGCCGAUACGGGCCAGCAACAGCCGCCAGCAGCUGCAGAACGGCAGCUCGGUGCACGGCGGGGACAAGGCGGAGGGCGCAGGUGUCACCAUCAUCCCGGCUGAGCUGGCCGAUGCAGACGCCCGCGCUGCCGGCACCGCCUACACGUCCAGCCUGCUGCAGUGUGUGGCUGCGGCCACGGAGGACUUGUGUGACAUGUACAACGCGCAGGUCAGCUGCCUGCAGCAGCUGGAUGACACGGUGGACGAAGACGUUGGUCCACUCCGCCACCAGGUCACGCUGCUGGACAUCCUGCGCAUGCUGCGCCAGCGGCGCCGCUCCGACCCCGCCGCACAGACCUUUGUGACUGAGAAGCUGCGGCUGGCAGCAAGCAGUGCAGCGCAGGUGGUGUUCGGGCUGCGGGCCAGUGAGCGCCUGGUGGCCAGCACCGCCUGCAGCCUGCUGGUGCCGCCGGUAGGGGCCACGGGGGCGCCCGCAGCUGCCGCGGCCUCGCUGGCGCUUGUGUCCACUGCAGUGCCGGGCGCCACCAACAGCAGCAGCAGCAGUGCGGCCGCUGCCAGCGCAGUGGCCAGUCGCGACGGACUGCUGUAUCUGACGCCGCGGGUGCUGGGCUACAGCACACUGCUGGCGGGCGACCUGAGGGGCGGCGCAGACAUCACAUUCAAGCUGAGGCUCAAGGACGUGAAGGACGUUCUCCGAGGCGACAGCUCUGACUGCCUGGUCAUCACAACCACAGACGGUGAUGUGUACCACUUCGGCGGCUUUGCGCCCACCGAGCGCGAGCGCGUUUGGGGCUUGCUACACGGGGCGCCUGCAGUGGGCCCCAACCUCACAGCCGGCACCAGUGCGUCUCUGAGUUUAACCAGCACACCGCCCGCUCUGUCAGCUAUCAGCGCUGGCAUCCGCGCAGCUACCGGCAGCAGCCAGCCCUCGCCACGUGAUUCUGGCAACGGCACACCGGUGGGGGCAGCGGCGAGUGGCGCAGGUGCAGCACGAGCGCUGGACACGGCAACGCCAAAACAUCACGGGCUACCCAAACCGCCGCGUGCCAUGGCGCCGUCAGCAAAUGUCGGCCGCAAUGUGCGGGCAGCCCACUUGGCGGCAGAGGCAGAGGCGGCGGUUGCUGCAUCAACCGCUGCGGGUGCAGGCGCGGUGGCUCCCACCAUGUCAGCGCCCGGCACCACGGCCUUGUCCUCGCUUUUGAGUGGUACAGCCGCUAGAUCAGUGGCGGCACUAAUACCCGGAGCGGCAACCGCGCACGGCGAUGCCACCAGCAGCGCAGCAGGGGCAGCAGUGACUGGCGGCGGCGGUAGCAGGGCUGGUGCACUGGCGGGGGCGCCGGCCGCUGGUGCUAACUCGAUACAGGGGCCGGUCGAGAGCGGGGCGCUGCCUCUGCUGUCAACACCCUGCCACCUGGUGAGUGUCCUGCGCAACAAGGACGGCAUGUUGCACCUGUACGCCGGCCGCCUGGACUUCGUGUGCGCCGCCGACCCGCCGCUCAGCCGCUCACUGCCGCUAUCGGCCAUCAACAACGUCAGCCAGCGGCCAGGUGGCUGGGGUGGAGGCAGUGUGCUGGUGCUGACGGUGGAGGGCGAGAAGGCGUCGUUGGUGUUUGGCGGCAUGGGCGAUGCGCUGCUGGCCACGCUCAAGCAGAACAUAUCUGAGCUAUGCUUUGCGAAUGGGUAAAGCGCUGGUGCACAGGUAGUAAGGACAGACGAAUGGGUGCUGUGUGUGUGGUCCGAUGUGGGCGUUGAGGCGUUGACACUGACUGGUGAUGCAGGGAGUCGCAGUGAUGCAGGGAGUACAGCAAUCCCCGGUAUGCAUGUCCUGGGUACACCUUUGUUGGUAUACCAGCGUGAAGUGAUUCCCAGACCCCAGAAGAUGGCAAACAAUUUGCAACGGCAGGGCAGGAGUGCGCGGCUGGUCGAACGCCGGAGUUACUGUACCGAAAAGUUGCUGGCUGGCGGGAAGUUUGCUGAUGCGCAUUCCUCACGCUCCGGACCAGCAGCAGGUGCAGGUCCGUUGCUUUCGGCCAAACACUUCGGCAAACACUCACUCGUUUGACGUUGUGGACUCAUUGUGUAUGGGCUGAGCCCCCGCCACGUCCCCAAUCUGAGGCCGCAAGCAUCUAACUCAUCUCCCGGGACGUAGCCCGGCUUCUGCAAGGACAUGCAAGCGCGUCGUACGCACCACCUUGUACCACAUACAGCAACGUUUCUAUGGCAUU